Messenger RNA from Dibothriocephalus latus, 1716 nucleotides. The record is from the annotation of a GenBank genome assembly. Lineage: Eukaryota; Metazoa; Platyhelminthes; Cestoda; Diphyllobothriidea; Diphyllobothriidae.
AUGGGCAUAGCCGCCGCUCUGGCCGCCAAAUUCAGCCGCGUGCAUGACCACAAGAAAAUGCCUUGCCGAGGAAGACGGACGGCAGCGAAUGUUCCAUUGUCCAAAAAACAAAAAGAGAAGGCUAAGACACUCCCGACCCUCGAUGGUGCCAAGGUAGAUAAUUUAUUAACGGAGGUCGUCCAACCCAUUGGAUUCUGGCAAAUUGGCCUAGUCCUCUUGAACGCACUCUCCUCUCCCAAUACGGUCGUGCUGUCAAUAUUCAUAAACUCCUUUCCGAACCACCGCUGUAAAAUGUCACCAGAAGUCGAGACCUGGAUUGCAAACGCCACGUCUACAGCAGUCAAUGUAACAACAUGGAGCAUUCGCCAAAUUGCAGAGCUCUUCAGUCCCCCCUCGGACACAACAACUGUCAUACGUGCGUGUGAGGUAUACUCCAUCGAAAAACCUGCCAAUUCCACAGUAGAGGAUUAUAUCACACUGUUUGCAAACGCCUCAGCGCGUGGACUACCUACGGAAAAAUGUCCCCAUGGUUUUGUCUACGACUACAGCCCGCAUCAGUACCCUGGGGCCGUGACCACAGUCAUCGCGGCCGAACUCACAACCGCCAAGUAUCGAUCCAUCCUCAAUGCCACUGGUUCUAUCGUGCAGCUAACUGUGCAACGCAUGCUGAUAGCCGUACUGGCCUACUUCGUGGACAGGUGGCGUGUUCUCACUGGAUGUAUGUUCAUUCUCAACAGCGGUGUGCUCGUUCUUUGUUUCGUGCUCCCAGAAUCACCCAAGUGGUUGGCAGCCCGUGGAAGGAGUGAGGCUACGGGCAAGUCCCUUUACGUUGGAUACCGGACAAACCUGCGCUUUGCGAACCUCUUCUCCAAAAAGGCAAAUAGACGGACUUGCAUGAGCGAACGGGAAUUUAUGGCACUGAUCGGUCCGCCGUGCCUGCUGACGAUAUCUGAAACCGAAGAUGAGGAGGAGGAAAUUGGAAAUGGUGUGCCAGCGGGUGAUGUGAAGCUGGAGACGCAGACUCUCAAACAACACCACUCCCCCUGCUGCAGACCGUUGAAUCGGGAUUUGGUCUGGACAACAUUCCUCGCGAUUGUUCUUCUCACCUGUCAUACCAUCAGCCUCUACGGCAUGAUCUUCUACUCAACACACAUCCGUUUCCACGUUUCUCUCGUCGUAGCCAUUAAUGCUUUGGCCAAUUUGCCAGGUUGCUUCCUCUCCGCCACUCUCUACAGACUGUUUCGCUUCCGCAAGAAACCCCUCCUGGGACUGAUCCUCACGGCAGCCACCCUCCAGUCGGUUGCAGCACUGCACACGCUCAUCCUCCAGCCGGAGAAUGAUAUCCUGCUGAAUGUCUUUGGCAACCUGAUCAUCCUGGUUCAGACCGCGGGAAUAAUGAUGCUGUUUGUGUAUGUGCCCGAACUCUAUCCACCGCUCCAGCGAAACCGCGGAUUUGGGCUCUCGGCAGGGGUUUCUCGCCUCGGGGCUCUCGCCUUCCCCUUCAUAAACCGGCUGGAUGUUGAUGUCAGGCACGGUCUCCCAGUCGCCAUAUACGCUGGUAUUUCGACCAUCCAACUACUGGUUCUUUUAUUGCUCAAAGAUACAAACGGAGAGGUUAUUCCAUCGGGAGAAGUCAAAGAAUGCAGCGAACUGGGUGCUGCGCAAGAGGAUUCUUCUUCUUCUGAAGCCAGUCAAAGUCGCAAUGAGAUUGUAUAG